Messenger RNA from Theobroma umbraticum, 3671 nucleotides. RefSeq names its product putative RNA-dependent RNA polymerase 1. Gene Ontology annotation, molecular function: RNA-directed RNA polymerase activity. The record is from RefSeq and is a predicted model, not a curated record. Gene Ontology annotation, biological process: siRNA processing. Gene Ontology annotation, cellular component: nuclear RNA-directed RNA polymerase complex. NCBI's taxonomy places the organism in Eukaryota, Viridiplantae, Streptophyta, Magnoliopsida, Malvales, Malvaceae.
GCAAAGCAUAGAAUCUCAAACCGUGCUUCCUUAUAUUUCCAUGGCGCCACAAUGGAUAUCCUCUGUGUCUCUCUCUCUUCGUUUUGGUUUUUCUCCCAUCUCUUUUGCUGUGAGCCUGAUAUCUCUGGAAAGUUGUAAAAAGUAAUUUGAUUGGAGGGAAUAAAUGGGUAAAACAAUUAAGCUCUUUGGGUUUGCUUCUGGAGUGUCUCAACGAGAAGUGACGGAAUUUCUAGAGGAAUAUAUAGGGAAGGGAGCCAUCGAGACUGUGAAAGUUGGGCAGUCCAGAAAGGAAGGCUCGAGAGCUCAUGCCAAGGUCCAAUUCAAAACAGCUGAAGAUGCUGACAUGGUCUUGGCCUGGACUGCUGAUCAAGCUCUAUGGCAUAACGAUUCUUAUUUGAAAGCCUGGACACUGAAGCACAACAUUAUCCCAACACCGAAGCCACAGUUCAACCUGAACAGCAUAGAUAAUUUGAUGUUGCACUUCGGAUGUCAGGUUUCGAGACAAAAGUUUUCUGUCCUUUGGAAAAAGGAUACGGUCUCCUUGAAGUAUGGGUCCAAAUUGGACAGAUUAUACUUUCUUCUAUCGUAUAAUUCGACGGACUACAAGCUUGAACUGUUCGAUGACAGUGUUUGGCAGAUUGUGCUACACUAUCCCCUGGAUCAAACUAAGAAGUUUCUGAUCAUUCAGUUACUUGGUGCUCCUCGGAUCUAUGAGAAAGAUUUAACUAUCGUUAACUCUUCUAAGGAAGUUGGUGAAGAUGACGAUGACCAGUGGAUUAGGGAUGUAGAUUUUACUCCGGGCCAUUGCAUUGGUCAGACUUUUGCUUUAUGUUUGGAGCUCCCUCGAGGUGUGAAACUCCCAAAAUUUGAUGAGAGUUUUUAUUAUAGGAAAGUUGAAGACAAUUUCAUUCUGGAGAAUGGUUGUAGUUUUUCUUGCAACCCUGAUCUUGUUCCUAUGAUAACUCCACCUGAAGGUUUUGACUUGCCAUAUGGUGUCUUGUUCAAAGUAAAUUCCCUGGUCCAACAUGGUUGUCUUCUCCCUUCAACUCUUGAUGCCGAUUUCUAUCAGUUGGUUGACCCUCGUAGAAUAGAUAUUGUAUUCAUAGAACAUGCUUUGGAGAAAUUGUAUAGCUUAAAAGAAUAUUGCUAUGAACCUGCAAAGUGGCUGGCUGAGCAGUAUAAGAAAUACCGUGAGUUGGAAAGACCUCUAAGGCCUCCCAUUCUUCCCUCUAAUGAUGGGCUAGUAGCAGUGAGAAGGGUUCAAGUCACACCAUCUAAGGUGUACUUCUGUGGUCCGGAAUUGAACCUUUCAAAUCGUGUGCUACGUAAUUACAUUAAAGAUAUUGAUAACUUUCUUCGCGUUUCUUUCGUUGAUGAGGAACUAGGAAAGAUGCAUUCCACAGAUUUGUCUUCAAGCACAUCAGUUACGAGUGAUGGAAAGCACAAUAGAAUUUAUGACAGGAUCUUGUCGAUUCUUAUAAAGGGCAUUGUCAUUGGAGACAAGAAGUUUGAGUUUCUGGCUUGUUCAACAAGUCAAUUACGAGAAAACUCCAUUUGGAUGUUUGCUUCAAAACCUGGGCUUACAGCAGUAGAUAUCAGAGAGACAAUGGGUCAUUUUCAUGUCAUAAGGAAUGUGGCAAAAUAUGCAGCCAGAUUAGGUCAGUCUUUGAGCUCAUCUAGGGAAACUAUAGAAGUGAGCAUGAAUGAAAUUAAAAUCAUUCCUGACAUUGAAGUGGAAACUGGUGAAAGUAAGUAUUGUUUCUCUGAUGGCAUUGGAAAGAUAUCUGAAAAGCUUGCUAAGGAAGUGGCCUUGAAAUGUGGCUUGAGAACUCACACUCCAUCUGCAUUUCAAAUUCGAUAUGGUGGGUACAAAGGAGUUGUAGCUGUCGAUCCAACAUCUUCAGUAAAAUUAUCAUUGAGAAAGAGUAUGCAGAAGUACGAUGCAGAUAGUACUAGUCUAGAUGUGCUGUCAUGGAGCAAGCGUCUCCCUUGUUAUCUUAAUCGCCAAAUAAUCAUCCUUAUGUCCACUCUUGGAGUUAAGGAUUCUGUUUUUGAAAGGAAACAGACAGAGGUUUUAAAUGAAUUGGAUGCAAUUUUGAUGGAUCCAGAAAGGGCACGGGAGGCAAUGGAGUGGAUAUCUCAUGGAGAACUUGCCAAUUGUUUAAGAGGAAUGCUCAUGUGUGGUUACCCCCCAGAUUCAGAACCGUUUCUGUCAAUGAUGCUACAAACCAUUCGUGCUUCAAAAUUGGUAGAUUUGAGGACCAAAACGAGGAUUUUCGUUCCAAAUGGGAGAACCAUGAUGGGCUGUCUAGAUGAGACGGGGACUUUAGAAUAUGGUCAGGUGUUUGUGCAGUAUUCUGUGUUUAGCAGGGGGCAACUUUCCGACGAUUCCCUCUCAACAUUCAAAGUCGAUGGUCGCCAUGUUGUUGAGGGGAAAGUAGCUGUUGCUAAAAAUCCUUGUUUGCACCCUGGAGACCUACGGGUUCUGAAGGCUGUGGAUGCCGUGGUUUUGCAUCACAUGGUGGAUUGCAUUGUUUUUCCACAAAAAGGAAAUAGACCUCAUCCAAAUGAAUGUUCGGGAAGUGAUCUGGAUGGCGACUUGUACUUUGUUUGUUGGGAUGAAGAUCUGAUUCCCCCCUGCCAAUUUCCGCCCAUGGAUUAUGGUUCAGCAUCAAGUUCCUCUUUGGAUCAUGAUGUUACUAUAGAGGAGGUUGCUGAGUAUUUUACGAACUACAUAAUCAAUGACAGCUUGGGGAUCAUUUCGAAUGCCCACACAGUCUUCGCAGAUAAGGAGCCUACUAAGGCAUUGAGUGAGCCAUGCAUUGAGCUGGCCAAGCUAUCAUCCAUUGCAGUUGACUUCCCCAAAACUGGUGUUCCUGCCAAAAUACCCCAUCGUCUACGUGUCCAUGAAUAUCCAGAUUUCAUGGAAAAGCCUGAUAAAUUCACAUAUGAAUCAGAGAGUGUCAUUGGGCAGCUUUACCACGAGGUGAAAGCUAUGGGGACGGGGGUGAGUGGUGCUAAACAAUUCACCAAGAAAGUAGCAGAGCAAUCCUAUGACUCUGACAUGGAAGUCGACGGCUUCAAGGCUUAUGUCAAUGACGCUUUCCAUUACAAAAGUGAGUAUGAUAAUAAACUUUCUAGCCUGAUGCGUUACUAUGGGAUUAAAACUGAGGCUGAAAUGAUCAGUGGAUGCAUCAUAAAAAUGUCGAAAUCUUUUGAUCGAAGAAGGGACUUGGAAACAGUUGUUUUGGCUGUCAAGUCAUUGAAGAAAGAAGUCAAAGGCUGGUUCAAUGAAAAAGCAAGUCAUGAGUCAAAGUCUAAUGUGCGCAAUCUAUUUGCAAAAGCUUCAGCUUGGUAUCAUGUGACCUACCAUCCCAGCUUUUGGGGUUGCUACAAUGAAGGAAUGGAUCGAGAGCAUUUCAUCAGCUUUCCAUGGUGUGUCUACGACAAGCUUCUCCAGAUUAAGGAGAACAGCAGCAAAAAGUCAUUAGAACGUAAGCUCAAUCUUGGUGGGUUGGAUUCUGAUCAGAAAACUAGUUUGUGGGAUGUUUGCUCUUUCAUGUGAAUUAAGCAAUAGAAAACUUGUGUGAGUCUCAAUUUGUUUACUCUUUGAAUAAUCCCAAGUACAAAAAAUAUUUGUUCAUAAAUAAUACUAAAUAAUGUAUUUUCUG